ACAAAGUCCGGAAACAAUAUAGAAAUAUAUAGUGUUGCCAGCCUACGAGGAGACUUUCAAGUGAAGCACCGUUUCAGUGGUUGAAAAAGCUCAGCGAUCACCUGUCGACAUGGCUGACAGCAGAGACAAAGCAACGGAUCAAAUGAAGACAUGGAAGCAAAAUAGAAGCUCUCAGAGGCCAGAUCAGCUGACCACCAGCGGCGGCCAUCCCAUCGGAGACAAGCUGAACCAGCUGACGGCCGGACCGAGGGGCCCCCUCCUGGUCCAGGAUGUCGUACUCACCGACGAGUUGGCCCACUUUGACCGGGAACGCAUCCCCGAGCGGGUGGUGCACGCCAAAGGGGCAGGAGCGUUUGGCUACUUCGAGGUGACGCACGACAUCCGCCGCUACUGUAAGGCCAAAGUGUUUGAGCAUGUCGGCAAAGUGACGCCCAUCGCUGUCCGCUUCUCCACUGUGGCGGGAGAAUCCGGAUCAGCGGACACUGUGCGCGACCCUCGAGGCUUUGCCGUCAAGUUUUACACAGAUGAGGGCAACUGGGACCUGACGGGCAACAACACCCCCAUUUUCUUCAUCAAGGACGCCCUGCUGUUCCCGUCCUUCAUCCACACGCAGAAGCGCAAUCCUCAGACGCACAUGAAGGACCCAGACAUGCUGUGGGAUUUCUUUAGCCUGAGGCCCGAGAGUCUGCACCAGGUGUCCUUCCUGUUCAGUGAUCGAGGUCUGCCGGAUGGCUUCCGCCACAUGAACGGCUACGGCUCGCACACCUUCAAGCUGAUCAAUGGCGACGGGGAGCCGGUGUACUGCAAGUUCCACUACAAGACGGACCAGGGGAUCAAGAACAUGCCAGUGGGGGAGGCCGAGAGCCUGGCCGCCUCCAACCCGGACUACGCCAUCGGAGACCUGUUCAACGCCAUCGCCAACGGCAACUUCCCAUCAUGGACUUUUUACAUUCAGGUCAUGACCUUUGAGCAGGCCGAGAAGUUCCGGUUCAACCCCUUCGACCUCACCAAGGUUUGGCCGCAUAAAGAAUACCCGCUGAUCCCUGUGGGCAAAAUGGUCCUAAACAGAAACCCCGUCAACUACUUCACCGAAGUGGAGCAGAUGGCAUUCGACCCCAGCAACAUGCCGCCGGGCAUCGAGCCCAGUCCUGACAAGAUGCUGCAGGGUCGUCUCUUCUCCUACCCGGACACUCAUCGGCACCGACUGGGCGCCAACUACCUACACAUCCCCGUCAACUGCCCCUACAGGGCCCGCGUGGCCAACUACCAGCGUGACGGCCCGAUGUGCAUGACCGACAACCAAGGUGGCGCUCCAAACUACUAUCCCAACAGCUUCAGUGCACCAGAGACUCAACCUCAAUUUGUGGAGUCAUCGUUCAAGGUGUCCACCGAUGUGGCGCGUUACAACAGCGACGACGACGAUAACGUCACCCAGGUUCGCGCCUUCUACACGCAGGUGCUGAACGAAGAGCAGCGACAGAGGCUUUGUCAGAAUUUGGCGAGCUCCCUGAAGGGGGCGCAGCUCUUCAUCCAGAAGCGCAUGGUGGAGGUCCUGAGAACCGUCCAUCCAAACUAUGCAGACAAUGUUCAGAGCCAUCUCAACAAGUACAAUGCGGAAGCCCAGAAGAACGCUAUUCAUGUGUACAGCCGUCCCGGAGCGUCAGCCGUCGCCGCUUCGUCCAAGAUGUGAAAAAAAAAAUGUCCACUGGGGAGCUCAUUCCCAUCCAGAUGUCACAGUAGUACCUUGAACAAACGAUAAAACAAAAAAAAAAGGAAUGUGGUAACGAGGCUUCAACGAUGAAAACUCAAAACAAUGAAUGUGAUCUGCCGUGUUCUUUUUGUGCCUCCGUCGGCAUCAAGGAACAAGAAUGGUCGUUGCUGAUUGUUAGGUGUGUAUCCAUACCUGCCAUCGGUAGCAAAUCCAUCAUACAGGAAGCAAACCUAUCCCUGAUCUAUAAAUUGCUAUCAAGAAAUCAUUCUUAUAGUAAAAGUAGUACACCCCCCCCCCCCCCCAUAACUGACUGAACUGCUGGCUAGGAUACAAAUGCAUCUACAGUGGGACCUCUACUUAUGAAAUUAAUAUGUUCUGGAAUAAAUAUCAUAACUAGAAAAUGUUGUAAAUAGAGACGUGAUUUCAGGACAUAGAGGUUUUCUAAAGCAUAAAAAUGGAUCCACAUAUUUAACAAAGACGUGUUACAAUUAGAGUAUUGCAGAAUAAAUGAAAGUUGUCCAUAAUGUAAAAAAAACAAAACGGAGUAAAGAAUAAAAAUGAUGGUCAUUUAACUUUUAACUACGUAAUUAUCGUUUAUUUGCCCUCUUUAGUUCACGUUCUCUCUCAGAAGUGGUUUUUGACUGGCGCUUUGUCAAGAACUGAUCCAAGGAUGUUUGCUUUUUCGAUUUUUAACAAUCCUUCAAUAGAGGACGUUGCAUAGACACCUAUCGAGCUAUUUAUAUAUCUACACACAGGUCCCUCUUAACCAAUGGGAUGCCAGGAAGAUGCCAGGUAAUAGCCAAUGGCAGAGCAGCUUUAAAAGUAUGUUGCCUUCAGGAAACUUACUGCUGCGAGCAGCAGCCCAUACUGUAUUUUUACCUUUCGCAUGUUGAAAUUUCUUUCAUAACAAGGGGCAAUAUUUUCCUGUUGGGGCGUUUCGUGACUUGAAAAUUUCAUACAAAGAGAUGUUCGUAAGGAGAGGUGCCACUGUAUUCAUCUUUCUGCUCGCUUUCUGGUGCUGGAAAACAUUUAAUGUGGGAAUCUGUUCAGGAGCACAGUGCCUUGGUUGUGUGUGCGCGCCCGCCCCCCCGUCCAUCCGUCCAUUUUCAUAACUUGCAAUCACAUCUUCAAGUGUUACACCGGUUAAAAUCUUUUAUCAUUUUAUGUAUAUUUGUAAAGCCGCCUAAUUAAAAGUCCUUGACUGGUAUGUAACAGUGCUUUGAUUAAUAAAAUGCAUAUCAGCAACA
This is a messenger RNA of Hippocampus zosterae (dwarf seahorse), 2958 nucleotides long. It is a transcript of the gene cat, whose product is annotated as catalase. Gene Ontology annotation, cellular component: peroxisome; mitochondrion; cytoplasm. The record is from RefSeq and is a predicted model, not a curated record. The coding region runs from base 110 to 1690 and encodes 526 amino acids. Gene Ontology annotation, molecular function: catalase activity; heme binding. Lineage: Eukaryota; Metazoa; Chordata; Actinopteri; Syngnathiformes; Syngnathidae. Gene Ontology annotation, biological process: response to hydrogen peroxide; hydrogen peroxide catabolic process. The transcript has 13 exons.